AUGGCAGGCGGUCCAAGAGGUUUCCAUGCUCCACCAGCAUUCCAUAGAUUCGCAAGCACCGCUUUAGGGGCAUCAAUGUGGUUCUGGGUUUUCUACAAAGCACGCCAAGAUUUACCACAUAUGCUUGGAUGGCAUCUGCCUUUCGAACACGACCACGAUGAGGAGCACCACUAG
Molecule: messenger RNA, 174 nt
Organism: Wallemia ichthyophaga EXF-994
Lineage: Eukaryota; Fungi; Basidiomycota; Wallemiomycetes; Wallemiales; Wallemiaceae
Product: NADH dehydrogenase 1 beta subcomplex subunit 2
Exons: 4
Coding region: 1-174 (57 amino acids)
Cellular component (GO): mitochondrial inner membrane
Source: RefSeq, a predicted model, not a curated record